Molecule: messenger RNA, 2814 nt
Organism: Pleuronectes platessa (European plaice)
Lineage: Eukaryota; Metazoa; Chordata; Actinopteri; Pleuronectiformes; Pleuronectidae
Product: NACHT, LRR and PYD domains-containing protein 12
Exons: 4
Coding region: 161-1519 (452 amino acids)
Molecular function (GO): protein binding
Source: RefSeq, a predicted model, not a curated record
GGCGGCCAAUCAGAUCCCUCCUGCAUGUGUUGACAGGGUCACAGAAGUACGAGGCUUCACUGAGGCCCAGAAGGAGGAGUACUUCAGGAGGAGAUUCAGUGAUGAAGAGCUGUGCAGCAGAAUCAUCUCACACAUCAAGACGUCCAGGAGCCUCCACAUCAUGUGUCAAAUCCCAGUCUUCUGCUGGAUCAGUGCUACAGUUCUGGAGCACAUGUUGACCACAGACCAGAGAGGAGAGCUGCCCAAGACCCUGACUGACCUGUACUCACACUUCCUGCUGGUUCAGACAAAGAGGAAGAACAACAAGUACGGUAAGAAGAGGACUGACAGAGACGUUCUCCUGAAGCUGGGGAGGCUGGCACUUAAACAUCUGGAGGAAGGAAACAUCAUGUUCUACCAAGAAGACCUGGAGCGGUGUGGUCUUAAUGUCACAGAGGCCUCGGUGUACUCAGGAGUUUGUACUGAGAUCUUCAGAAGAGAGUGUGUGAUCUUCCAGAAAUCAGUCUACUGCUUUGUUCAUCUGAGCGUUCAGGAGUUUCUGGCUGCAGUCUACAUGUUCCACUGUUACACCGAGAGGAACACAGAAGAACUCAACAACUUCUUGGGAACAUAUGGGAACACAGACACCUUCUCCCUGGAUGACCUCCUGAAGAGAACCAUGGAGAAAUCCCUCACCAGUACAAAUGGUCAUCUGGACCUGUUUGUUCGCUUCCUUCACGGCCUCAGUCUGGAGUCCAACCAGAGAGUCUUAGGAGGCCUGCUGGGUCAGACAGAGAACAAUCCAGAGAUCAUCCAGAGAGUCUUAGGAUGGCUGCUGGGUCGGACAGGGAACAAUCCAGAGAUCAUCCAGAGAGUCAUCAACAACCUGAAGGAGAUGAAGAGUGAUGACAUUUCUCCUGACAGAAGCAUCAACAUCUUCCACUGUCUGACUGAGAUGAACGACCACUCAGUUCAUCAGCAGAUGAAACAGUUCCUGACGUCAGAGAACAGAUCAGAGGAGAAACUCUCUGAGAUCCACUGCUCAGCUCUGGCCUACAUGCUGCAGAUGUCAGAGGAGGUUCUGGAUGAGUUGGACCUGGAGAAGUUCAACACAUCAGAACAGGGUCGAUGGAGACUGAUCCCAGCUGUGAGGAACUGCAGGAAGGCUGAACUCCGUGGUUGUGGACUCUCAGAGACUCACUGUGAAGUCGUGGCCUCAGCUCUGAAGUCAGACCCCUCACAUCUGAGAGAACUGGAUCUGAGCCACAACAAGCUGCAGGAUUCAGGAGUGAAGCUGCUGUGUUCUGGACUGGAGAGUCCAAACUGUCGACUGGAGACUCUGAGGUUGAGGGACUGCAGUCUGUCAGAGAUCAGCUGUUCUUCUCUGGCUUCAGCUCUGAGGUCAAACCCCUCUCAUCUGAGAGAACUGGAUCUGAGCUUCAACAACCUGCAGGACUCAGGAGUGAAGGAGCUGCUUGAUCUACAGCAGAGUCCAACCUGUCGACUGGAGACUCUGAGGUGGGAGUCUAAGUGGAGGUGAGUGUGAAGAGGACAGUGUGUGUGGACGGAGGCUGAGCUGUGUCCUGAGGAUCCAGAGGCUGAAGCAGCAGCAGCUUGUGUGUAGUCUCCAAUCUACACAACCCCUAAUCUGCAUGUGUUUGUGAGAUGAAGCCGGAGCACCUGGAGAAAACACGGGGAGAACAUGCAGACUCCACACAGGAAGACCCCAUCUGAACCGGAUUCAAACCAGCAACCUUCCUGCCCCGAUUGUGUUUAUGGAAAUGACACAACACAAGCAGAAUAUAUAAACCCUCUAUAAAGAGUCACAUACAGUGUGUUUAAGUUUGUCUUUAUUAUUGUCCACCUUUGUCCCUCAGUGUGUCUCCAUGUGUGUAGAACCACAUUCUGUGUAUAUGUUUGUUUAUGAUCUUAAAGUUCCUGGAUUCACGUCACAAAUUGAUUUAGUUCAACACAAAGUUCAACACAUUGAAAUAUAUAUCAGAGCUUCACACCACGACCUUUCUGUUGAGUGAUGAUCUUACAUGUCUCACUGAGGGGCUGCAGCAUCGAUUCAUCUGAUGAUUAUGUUCUUGUUUAAUUCAUAUUCUCUUUUUUUAAUUAAUAGCAAUCAGAGAAAUCAUACAUUUUGUUUUCAGUAAAGUUGAUGUCUGCAAAUCAUUUACAAAUAUAUAAACAGAAAAUCAUUUUAAGAUUAAGAUUAAGAUGCAUGUAUUAGUCCCAAACACAGACACACUCAUGCAGGUAGGGAAAUGUAACCUCUGCUUUUGACCCAUCUGGUGCAGGACACACAGAGCAGUGAGCGACCAUGUACGGCGCUCGGGGAGCAGAUGUUGGGGGAGUAAGGUGCCUUGCUCAGGGGCACUAGACAGGGUAGGGAGACUCUUGGAUUUUUGGACAGAUCAAUCCAGGUUCGUCUUUUGUUGUCUCUCCGUGGAGUCGAACGUCUCUGGUUCGACUCCACGGAGAAACAACAAAAGGAUUUUUGGACAAAUAUUUCCUUUUCUGCUCAGAAACACAACAGCAGUAACUCCACCUUCACAGUUAACACUCAAUCAUUUACAGUAAUACAUAUUCAGUAGCCCACAUACGAUCGAGUGGGACUGUGGACACUGUAUGUACAUACAUGGUCUAACUAUCAGAGUGGCAUUUAUGGCUUUGUGAAAGCCUGUGGGAAAGUGAACAGUUGACAUGUAGCUCAGUGGAGCUCUGAUUAUAGAACCUCUGGACAACUUCUGCACUGUACAAUUGCCAUAUUUUCCUAUGGGAUAUACUCAUUGAUCACCCAUGUCAAUAAAGUGUGAGACUGUAAAAAUA